Adineta steineri is the source of this 1147-nucleotide messenger RNA. Lineage: Eukaryota; Metazoa; Rotifera; Eurotatoria; Adinetida; Adinetidae. The record is from the annotation of a GenBank genome assembly.
ACGUCUACAACAACAUCCACAACGUCAACGUCGACAACAACUUCGACAACAACCUCAACUUCGACAACAACAUCCACAAUAUCAACUUCAACAACAACAUCAACAACAACAUCGAAUAUUCUAUCAUCAACAUAACAAUUUUGUAUGGGCAACUACUGGUGACAUGAACAGUCCGCGAAGAUAUCACACUUCAACUACAUUGACAAAUGGAAAUAUCUUAGUAACUGGUGGAAAUAAUGGUAUCGGUUACUUAAUUAGUGCAGAAGUGUACGAUUCAUCUACAAGACUUUGGACACUUACUGGCAAUAUGAACACUGCACGAGGAUUUCAUACAGCAUCCAUAUUGACAAAUGGAAGUGUCUUAGUUGCUGGUGGAUACAGUGGUAGUAGUUAUUUAAAUACUGCAGAAAUAUAUAAUCCAACAACAGGACUCUGGACACUUACUAGUAACAUGAGUGCUGCACGAGACUAUCACACACAAGUCACAUUAGCAAAUGGCAAUAUUUUAAUAGCCGGUGGAUACAAUAGUGGUAGUGGUAUCUUGAAUAGCACAGAAAUCUACAUAUCAUCUACAGGACUGUGGACAACCACUGGCAAGUUAAAUACUGCUCGAAGAUAUCAUACCGUCUCUAUACUAACAAAUGGAAAUGUCUUAGUUGCUGGUGGAGACAAUGGUGGUAGUACUUUGAAUAGUGCAGAAGUAUACAAUCUAUCCACAGGAUUAUGGACAUAUAUCGGCAAUAUGAGCACUGCACGAGAAUAUGACAUACAAGUAACAUUAUCAAAUGGAAAUAUCUUAGUUGCUGGCGGAUACAAUAGUCGUAGUGGUUAUUUGAGUAGUGCAGAAGUGUGCAAUUCAUCCACAGGACUGUGGACAACUACCGGCAGCAUGAAUUUUAUACGCAAUCAUCACUCAGCAUCCUUAUUGGUAAAUGGAACUGUUUUAGUUGCUGGUGGAUACGAUGGCAUUGAUUACUUGACUAGUGCAGAAGUGUAUGAUCCAUCGACAGGACUCUGGACAACUACUGGCGACAUUUACAUUGAACGAGAUUAUCACACAGCAUCCACAUUAACAACUGGGCAAGUAUUACUUGUUGGCGGACAGAAUGGUGAUAGUGUUUUGAGCAGUACAGAAUUAUAUGGAUGA